CUCGCGAUAUUUCAGAUAUUCGUAUCAAGAUUUCUUCCAUUGUCUAACAAAAAAAAAAAAAAGACGCUGCUGCAUUAUAUUAUUUAAUCAAUAACAUAUAGUUUUGAGCUCGAGAAGGUGAUAACGAUACACGUAAAUGAGAACUGUUUUUGUUAUCGUGUUAUCGCAACGAAGAUAUGUUGCUGGUAAUGUUGAUUCACGCGCGUACUGGAUUCCAUUUGUCAAGACAUUUAGCAGCUAGCUUGGGCUAGCUGUCCGUACCGUGUGUUAGUUACGCCAACUUUGUUUCAUUGCAGCCGCAUUAGUUUACCUCUACGCCACACUUCAAACGAUACAGUAGUUCUAAAUACACCGUGGGACCAGUAAGAGCCUCAGAGAAUGCUGGCGACGGGAGCAGCUGUAACUAAUGUCACAGCCCUGGCCCAGGUGGACCGGGAGAAGAUCUACCAAUGGAUCAAUGAAUUGUCCAGCCCAGAAACCAGAGAAAAUGCCUUGCUGGAACUAAGCAAGAAACGUGAAUCUGUGCCAGACCUUGCUCCGAUGCUCUGGCACUCUUGUGGCACCAUUGCUGCUCUGUUGCAAGAGAUAGUGAACAUCUAUCCAUCUAUAAAUCCACCCACACUUACAGCUCACCAGUCUAACAGGGUGUGCAACGCCCUGGCACUUCUGCAGUGCGUCGCCUCGCACCCUGAGACACGGUCUGCUUUUCUUGCUGCUCACAUCCCACUUUUCCUUUAUCCUUUUCUGCACACUGUGAGCAAAACACGGCCGUUUGAGUACCUUCGACUCACCAGCCUUGGAGUUAUAGGUGCCUUGGUCAAAACAGAUGAACAAGAAGUGAUUAACUUCCUCCUCACCACUGAAAUCAUCCCACUGUGUCUCCGUAUCAUGGAAUCAGGCAGUGAACUCUCUAAGACGGUUGCUACUUUCAUACUACAGAAGAUUCUGUUGGAUGACACAGGGCUCGCCUACAUAUGUCAGACUUAUGAGCGUUUCUCCCAUGUGGCCAUGAUCCUUGGCAAAAUGGUGUUGCAGCUCUCGAAAGAACCAUCAGCACGUCUGCUGAAGCAUGUUGUUCGCUGCUACCUUCGCCUCUCAGAUAAUCUCAGAGCCAGAGAAGCCCUGCGUCAGUGUUUGCCAGACCAGCUGAAAGACAGCACCUUUGCCCAGGUGCUGAAGGACGACACCACCACCAAGCGCUGGCUAGCACAGUUGGUCAAGAACCUGCAGGAGGGCCAAGUCACUGAUGCUAGAGGCAUCCCAUUGGCUCCACAGUGAUGGGGACAAAGUGUGUGCUGACAGUGGACACAGAAGGACUCUCUCAUCACUGUCUAGAUUUUGUAUUUUGCCAAAUGCGGUGCUAAGACUGUCUGCAAAGUGAAGGAACUUAAUAAUAGAGGAAAAUAUAUUUUGGAUGGAUUAAUAUCCAUAGAUUUAUCUGUCAGUACAUCACCGCCAGACUUGAGGCUACUAUCUCAACUUAAAGAGCCUUACUGAUAGCAGAGUUUCAAAGCUAGUAUUGAUAUCAAUAUUUGAGAAUAAUGACACUGAUAUCAGCUGAUAUUUAUUUUUGGCUUAAAAAUUUUGGCAAGAUCUCUCAAAAUUGAUGGAUUAAAAGUUAUGAUGAAGAUAUGUAUGAGUAGGAUAAUUUACAGUUACACAAAAUAUAUCACUAUCAACAAUAGCAGGAAUUUUUGAAGAGUAAACUUCACUGAAAAUGAUAAAUAGUUUUAAGUAACAACAGAGAAAUGCUUUAAACUUGAACUAGGAAAAAACGGCCAAUGUACAUAAGAAUGCAGCUUAUAAAAUAUUUAUUGCUGCACUUAACUGCACUCUAAUUAUCCUGAUGUCUGUCAACAUUUAGGUCAAUACUUAUCGGUGAUACACAAGUAUCACCCGUUCCAAAAUAUCACUCAGCUGUGCUCCUUUCCCGAUUAUCACUGUAACUUCAUGUAACAUUCCACUUCAGAGUAGAAACUGUUAUUUUUUGCUUCUUGCAUUUCAAAUACGACUUUUUAAUCUUC
Messenger RNA from Xiphias gladius (swordfish), 2024 nucleotides. RefSeq names its product CCR4-NOT transcription complex subunit 9-like. Lineage: Eukaryota; Metazoa; Chordata; Actinopteri; Istiophoriformes; Xiphiidae. The transcript has 8 exons. The record is from RefSeq and is a predicted model, not a curated record. Bases 379 to 1278 code for a protein of 299 amino acids. Gene Ontology annotation, cellular component: CCR4-NOT complex; P-body; CCR4-NOT core complex. Gene Ontology annotation, biological process: mRNA catabolic process; negative regulation of translation.